Helobdella robusta is the source of this 3591-nucleotide messenger RNA. RefSeq lists its product as hypothetical. The coding region runs from base 1 to 3342 and encodes 1113 amino acids. Lineage: Eukaryota; Metazoa; Annelida; Clitellata; Rhynchobdellida; Glossiphoniidae. Gene Ontology annotation, cellular component: cytoskeleton. The record is from RefSeq and is a predicted model, not a curated record. The transcript has 21 exons.
AUGACGAACCAGCUGGCCAGCGACACCAAUUGGAAUGUAGCUAUCAUGAUUUUUGUCUGUUUCUUCAGCUUUGCCCUGCUACUCCUCAUCUACAUGCUCUACAAAUACUACAUGGAUGAGACCCCAUACCAAAAAACUUCCCUAGUAGAAGACGUUUCCAAGUUAGGGACAGCUGGGGAUAAGAAAGGAGUGAAGAAGGCUAAGGGUACAGUUAGACAGAGGGUUGUUCAAAAAUCCUCGCCCUCAUCUGCUGAGAAAGUGUCUGCUAAGUCGGGUGAGGAUUUUCAGGAUGGAAGUUUGUUGUCUUCUAAGGUUGCAACUGUGGCAUCUGCAUCACCAUCUUCUGGUGGCAAAAAUAAGAAACAAGAAAAAUCUGCCGAGGCAGCUUUGAAAACAAAGAAGGGGGCCAAUGAUGAUGUAGUGAAAGAGACCAAGCAACAACAACCAUCUCCAAAACAACAACAACCAUCUCCAAAACGACAGGCUAAGCAGAAACCAGUGAAGCAAGCACAAAGCUCAAAACAGGAUGUAGUUGCUGAUGAGGAGAUCAUUGCCUCAACAGCUACUAUUACAGCAUCUGCUCCAGCUGCUACCAGCAGCAACAACGCAACUGCAGAAGGAAAGCAACAGCAGAAUAAAGAAGCUACCACAGCAGCAACUGCUAUAGCAACUACUGCAGUUGUUGUAGCAACUACAGCAGCUGGGGUGGCAACAGCAUUUGCUGCUUCUGGGCAGUCAGAACCACAGGAGACACAAAAGAAAAAGAAGACAAAGAAGGCUGUUGAGAUACCCUCUGGAGGAAAUUUUGAGACAUACAGCGGGCAGAAGAUCAAAUCAGAGGCUCCACCCAGUUCCAUACAGCUCGUUAGCAAUGCGAAUAUUAAUGAGUUCAUGGAGGAGGAGCCAGCUGUGAUUGUCACCAGGGAGAAGCCACUCAAGCAACCUGCUAUCCAGCAACAGUCGACAAGCGUCGCUGCUGAAAAUGACGUCAUUGGCGGAGGAGGAUUUGUUGGGGCAGGAAAGAAGAAGGGCAAAGGAAAAGGUGUAGCCAUGCUGGAUGAUUCUGAAGUUCCUUUUGAAGCUCCCAUCAUCCAGCAAGAAUCAAAGCAGCAGAAAUCAUCUCCUGACUCUCUGCAUCAGCAACAUCAGCAGCUGCCGGCUAUCAAUGAUCACCAUCAUCACCAUCUCCAGAAUAAGCAGCAGCAACAGCAACUACAAGAACUGCAGCAGCAGAAGGGAGCAAUGAAGAAGCUGAUUGAAGAGAAGGAAGAUAUCAUAAAGAGAGAUCAGAACCAGUUGAAGGUACUGAACGACAGCAUCUUACAGAUGAAGAGGGAGCUGGCCAACUACCACGCCAGGGCUUCAGACAUGGAGAAUACCAUCAGAAUUUCUGCUAAGAAACACGCAGAAGAGAAGCAGACGCUGGUGAACAGCUUGCACCAGUCCGACCAGCAGAACAAGCAAGCAAUACAACAGCUGCAGCAGGAGCUGGCUGCUUCCAAAACCAUCGUGACGUCAUUGGCCGAGGAGAAUGCCGGUCUUAAAGACGAGAUGAGUCGUCCAAACAAAGCAGCUCAGUUCGUCGAGGAACUUGCUCAAAAGGCAAACCAGGUAGAGCUCUUGAAUGCCUCCCUACGGAACACCCAGAUCGCCCUCGAUGGAGCCGAGAAGGACAACAAGAGCUUGAAGAUGAAGUUGAAGCAAGUCGAAGAUCAGACACACAUGAUGGAGGCUAAGCAGAAUGAAGCAAACAGCACCAUUGGUCAGCUAGAAAAGGCCUGCUUUGACUACAAACAGCAACAUCAGCAGCUGCAGCAGCAGUUACAGCAGCUGCAGCAGCAACAUCAGCAACUGCAACAGCAACAGCAGCAACAACUGCAACAGCAGCAGCAACAAAUGCAACAACAGCAACAUCAUCAUGCUAAAAUUGAUGAGGAACGUGGGAAAAUGAUAUCUCAACUUGAGCAUGAAAACGACAGUUUCCUCUUAACAAUUGAAGCUUUGAAGAAGGAAGCAAAGGAACGGGAGAAAGUGCUCACUUCAACUUCAUCUUCUCCAAUCAGAAGACAGCAGCAAGACCGCCAGCAGCAGUUUGACCAGCUGAUCGAGCAGAGAGAUCAAGGUCAGCAGUGGGAGCAGCAACAUCAUCAUCAUCAUCAGGAGGAGGAAGAGGUCCAGCAGCAGCAGCAGCAAAAUGGCAUGCUGGAAUCUGAUUAUGUGAAUGCCCUGAAGGCGAGUGUCAGUGAGUUGGAAAAGGAAAUUGGCGAGAUGAAAGUUAAGCUGGAAGUUAAAGAUAAGAAGAAUGAAGAUCUACGCCAGAAAAACUGGAAAGCCAUGGAUGUCAUAGCUGACUUGGAAAAACGUCUCGAGAGUUUGAUGAAGGAAAACGAAACGCUCACUCGGAAAUCCCAGCAGCUUAUAAUUACCCCGACCUUGACCUCCUCGACAUCAUCAGAGGUCAAGAGUUCAGUUGGCAGGAAGGGCGACCUUGUACUUACUGGAUCGAAGUUCCAGAAAUCUAAAAAUAGAACAGGUUCCAGUGAUGACGUCGACGAUGACGACGGCAGCGGUGACGUCACGCCCGGCAUUGAAAACGUCAAGGAGCACAUCGUCGUCACUAAAACACUCAAGAUCCGCUCGGGGGGGCACAUUGAUGGCGAUGAGGAAGAUGGGGGCAGUGGUAAGUUGUCGGCCAUUAUGCAGCAGCUGGAGGAGCAGAAAAUGAAAAAUGACGACCUGCGCAAGAAAAAUUGGAAUAUCGUGGUCCUAUUAAACGAAGCUGAAAAGAAAAUCCAGCAACUUCACCAACAGCAACAAGAUCUACAGCAGCAGAUGCAACAAAUGGCUGCUGAAACGUCGAGUUUUUCGUCGUCGCCAUCACCGUUAUCGCCAACGCGUCGGGGUGGCGAGUGUGGUAGCGUCGCUAGCGGCUCUUCUGCCUCGCAUAGGAGAGAGUAUACUGUAGUCAACAAGGUCAAAGAGUCAUGUCAGUGGGACAUGAGUCAGCUGGUCGAGGACCUAGACUCCAAGGUGUCUGAACUCCACAUACUACAGGCUCUGCUUUCGGAAAAUGAAAGCGCCCGUGAAGUUCUUAAACAAGAAAAUGAAGAGCUUAAAUUAAAACUGUCGAAAUCAGCUGACGCCAGUUACGUCAUGGAAGAGAAAGUGAAUAACUACAGAUCAGCUGUUCUCAAGACGGAGAACACCUUGAAACAGUUGGAAACCAGCGUAUCGGAGGAGGAAAUUAAGUGGAAGAAUAGAAUUGAAGAGCUGGAAGGACAAGUGGCCAUGCUUCAGCAGCAGCUGCAACAUCCUCCUCCUCAUCGUCAUCAUCAAGAAUGAUGGUGAUGAUGAUGGCGAUGACGACAACGACGAUGACGUGGUAGUGAUGGCGAUGGGAGAAGUCGAGAUGGUAUCGGAAGGAUUUAUCAUAAACAUGAUUCCACGACUUUCACUAGAAUUAUUAUUAUUUUAUUAUUAUUAUUUUAUUAUCAUUAUUAUUAUUAUUACCACUACUACUAUUACCAUCGUUAUUAUGUAUGUGAUGUCAUUAAUGUCACUAAUUAAUGCUACUGCAAUUGAUUUUAACUA